GACAACCGGAAUUACCAGGUUCCGUCAAAAUUCAAAGUAAAAAAUAAGAUGAUAAACAUAGUGUUUAAAAUUUUUUAAUUGCAAUGCGCGCAGACACAUUUAAAUAAUUAAAUAAUCUAUCUAAUAAUAAAAUAAUUAACAAAAAAAAUGUCUAAAAGAUAUUUCCAGCAGAAUUAUGGAGAGAGAAAAAAAGCUAAAUUGGACUGGAGCACAACUGAUCAUAACUUUCCUAUGAGUCAAAAUACAUCCGUAAAAGAUACACAAUUUACACAAUCAAACUCUUGGGGUAACGAGGAAGAUGACGAAAUGCUACUCAUGGCCAGUCAGGUCUGUGAAAAUGCCUGCAACGAUAGCCAACUUCCCAACUAUAGUAUGUUUAUACCGCCAGCUUCAACUAGCACACAGCUUCCACAGCCAAGCACUUCCAAAAACAUAUUCAAAACCCCAACAUUGAAUCCCACGAAUUCAAUAUCUACACAAUUAAAAGAAAAGUGCAACAGAAUUUCAUCCCCAUUACCAGGCAUAGCAAAUAAACUAAUGAAAGAUAACUUGCAAGUGAAUGUACCUGACAAUUUAAUUAUGAAUGACAAGAUAUACGAGAAACAGGAUUCUGAAACUAUUUAUAAGCAGUUACUUCAACUACAAGAGGAAAAUGUCAAAUUGAAAUCUGAAAAUGGAAAAUUAAUUGAAAAAUGUGUAACUAAAGAAGGUGAAGCCUCAAUACUAAGGACUCAGCUAAAAAGUAUUCAAGUUGCCGCUGACAGUGCCAGGCUAGAGAAAAUGAAUGUGCAAGAAAAACUGCAGAUGGAGUGGACGGAGAAAAUAAAUGCUAUUAACAAUCAGAUGCAUGAUUUAAGGACCCAAUUAGAUUUUAAGAACCUCGAGAUAAUUAAUGCUAAGGACAGAUGUAAAAAAUUAGAAUCGAACAAGCUCAACUUAACACAAGUUACUAUUUCAAAUAAUGCAUUAAGCCACACCUCAAAAACCAACGGAGUCAAUUCCUCUUUAACUCAAAGCAAAAAAGUCAAGAUGGUCUCUGACAUAACGCAAACCGAGAGAAAACUACACUUCCUGAAGCUACCAAAGAGAAUACCUACAGCUUCAUCAAAGCUGAGUCACAUACUGCCACUCAUUAUUCAACCAACGGUGAAGAAGCCUUCGAUACUGGAAUACAAUGAGAACUUAAGGAGGUGUCCGGAGACCGCGGCCCAGUGUGGAAUGCUCGGCACGUCCCUUGGUAUCCCGUCCGGGCAGACCCUCGAACGAAGUGCGAGGAGGACAAAUCUUCAGAGCAUUUACGAGGAUAUAUGUAGUAUCGCAGUCGGGACCGCCGAUGAAAAUAAUUAUUAUAAGGUAUUCGAAACAAUAAAACUAAUAUUGCACGAGACACGGCAGCGCCUGGUCUCCAUAUCGCGCAGGAUGACGAAAGCCUUUCAGAAGGAGAUCGACGAGAGGUACGCGGAGAGCGCCUCGACCUUCGUGCAUGUCGACAGGGAACAGUUGUUGUCCAGCACUGAGCUGUACCGGGACGAGCAGGACAUAGAGGCGCGGCGGGCGGCGGGGGCGCUGGGGUACGUGCGGGGCGCGCGGGGGGCGGGGGACGGGCUGCUGGCCCAGCUCCACGAGAUAUGCUCUCUUAUACAAAAAUCUCACUGCGCGGUGCCGCACGCCGGGGUGCUUCUGGCCGCGGCGCAGGCCUCCGCCGAGCCCGGCGCGGAGGCGCGGGCGGCGCGGGGCGUCCUCACCGCUAUAAUAAGGGCGAAGCCGCCGCCCGCCGUGUCCCGCGCCACACUACGGGCGGCCGCGCGACUGGCGCACCGGGGCGGACUUGCAGGCGCCCUCUGUCCCGGGACGAGCCCGGAGAAGUCGGAACAAGAGCGGGACCAAGCCGGUCCUCUGCCCACAGACCGUGCGUGGGAGGAGUUGAUGGCGGCGUGUCGCUGCGGCGUGCAGAUGCUGUACCAGUGCUCGAUGCGGGACGCGGACUUCGCCGCGCUCCUCAAGCACAACGAGGGACACCUCAUUCAGUUCUGCGAGAUCCUGAAGGACUACCCGCACAGCGAAGUCCACUCCAGCAUGCUCUCGGAACUGUCGCUGCCGCUGCAGGCCGCGCCGCCCCACGCGCCCCCCUCCUUCCACAACACGCCCUGGCUGGACAGCUUCAAAGACUUCACCAUAUCAGAUUAAAUAAACACGGUGGGGGAGCACACGCCGCCUACACGGAUAGCAAGAGUAGCAAGCCACUGCAUGGACGACGCCAAGAUCUUAAUGCCAAUGAUAUUUUGCGAGUCGUCGUGGCCUAAAGGAUAAGACGUCCGGUGCAUUCGUAUGUAGCGAUGCACCGGUGUUCGAAUCCCGCAUUACCAUUGUUUUCUAAUGAAA
Messenger RNA from Bombyx mandarina (wild silkworm), 2382 nucleotides. RefSeq lists its product as uncharacterized. NCBI's taxonomy places the organism in Eukaryota, Metazoa, Arthropoda, Insecta, Lepidoptera, Bombycidae. The record is from RefSeq and is a predicted model, not a curated record. Gene Ontology annotation, biological process: DNA repair; DNA damage checkpoint signaling.